Messenger RNA from Triplophysa rosa, 1177 nucleotides. RefSeq lists its product as uncharacterized. The transcript is spliced from 3 exons. The coding region runs from base 1 to 1176 and encodes 391 amino acids. Gene Ontology annotation, molecular function: nucleic acid binding; zinc ion binding. NCBI's taxonomy places the organism in Eukaryota, Metazoa, Chordata, Actinopteri, Cypriniformes, Nemacheilidae. The record is from RefSeq and is a predicted model, not a curated record.
AUGGACAAUGGAUACACUCGACCCUUAGGGAGUUUAGCCCCAGGCGGCAAGUCGAUCGCACAGAACCAUGGCCGGUGUGGAGGAAGUCUCGUGGCGGCUCAUUUUGCUCGGACGUCCCAAGAUGACUGUGGCAAGGGUGGUGCCGAAACCCGGGAGAAGGAAGUAGGAAGCCGUGGCCAGAUGCAGACUCCGCCGGCAACACCAUUUGCGGACGUCAUCUCGUCCCUCGCGGUCCUCCACCGCGAGCAACACCAGGCGCUUCUGCAGCUGAGGGCAGACCAGGAGUCCCGCUUCCAGGCUAUCCUCCAGGCCCAGAAAGAGGACCGCGAGGCGUUCCGGAGCUGGCUGGACCGGGAGGUUCAGGCUGGGGGCCGUACGGAGGCGGCAUCGGGUUCCCACCUGUGGCUGACAAAGAUGGGACCCCAGGAUGAGCCGGAGGCCUUGAGACCAGCGGCUGGCCGAGGGACAGCUGAGGAGGGCCAUUCCUUCGCCCUCGCUCAACAGCUCCGGGACUCAUGCCGCAGAUGGCUGAGGGCCGAGGAAGGCGACGUGGAGAAGAUCGUCAACCGGGUGGUGCUGGAGCAGUUUGCCACCCGUCUUCCCCGGCAGACAGCUGCGUGGGUCCAGUGCCACCGGCCGUCUUCUCUGGAUUCGGCCAUCCAGCUGGCGGAGGACCAUUUGGUCACGUGCCCCGGGGUCGGGGAGGCAAUUCCAUCGGCCUCGCUCUCACACACCCCCACACCUCCUCCAAGUCGACCAGUGCCGGCUCCUCGAACCCGGCCACCGGGUCCACCGCGGUUCCCGCCUCGGGGGCGAGGUGGGACUGUUCCUCGGCCCGAUGAUGGAUCCAGCGGGAUGCAGGGACACUCCGGUGGAUCGGCGCUGGAGGAACACCACCCCAUGUCUCCGCCCUCCCCACACCAAGCACCGCCCCCAUUUUCUGCCGCCCGGGCGGCGGGUAGGCCUGGGCCGGCCUGUUGGCGCUGCGGGGACCCGGACCAUUUCCUUGACCGAUGUCCCAUGAUGGAUGUGGGGUUAAUGGUCCGGGUCCCGGACGCACCUCAGGCUGCCCCCGGUCAGGCUGGCGGGUACCAGAUACCAGUGAGUAUUGGGGGGGUACCUAUCGGGCUCUGGUGGAUUCCGGUUGCAACCAGACCUCGAUCCACCAAAGCCUGAU